Molecule: messenger RNA, 1010 nt
Organism: Arachis duranensis
Lineage: Eukaryota; Viridiplantae; Streptophyta; Magnoliopsida; Fabales; Fabaceae
Exons: 1
Coding region: 36-596 (186 amino acids)
Source: RefSeq, a predicted model, not a curated record
UUUCCACAUUUUGAAAUGAUGAAGAAUCUUACAAGAUGGGAAACUUAAGAAUUCGUAGAAGACCUUUCACAAAGCAAAAAGACGCUUCCACCGUCGUUGGCCGAGUCAAGCCCAACGGCGGCUGCUGCAAAAAGCACCCAAAACACCAACAAUCCCCCGGCGUGUGUUCUCUUUGCUUAAAGGAAAAGCUCGCCAAGCUGCCGGCCGCUUUCUCGCAUCGCCGUAGAGUAACAACCUCCUUAUGUUCCUCUUAUACAUCCUCUUCCUCUGUGUCUUCAUUGUCUUCGUAUUAUGAUUCUUUAUGUUCUACUUCUUCUUGUCCUUCUCCGGUGCAUUGUGGAUCCUCAUCCGGGCCCAUUUUUCCGGUGUUAUUUAAGCAUGUGAUCAUGAGGAGAAAGUCAAUGUCAACGGUUGCUACUCAAGCUAGAAAGAGAGAUCAUCAUGAUGAAGAUUAUGAAGGUGGUGUUUGUGGGUUUUGGUUCAAUUUUCUUCAUCCUAAGAGAAAGAUCGGAAAGGAUGAGAGGGACACUAAUAAUAAGAUGCAUCGUUCUAUGUUCUAUAAGAGUAAAGGUCUGCAUAACCAGCUGAAACCUUAGAGUUAGAGAGAGGACACCAAAAAAAUGGAAAAAGGAAAAGAACAAGAUGUUUUCUGUUUUAUAGCUUAAUGGUCAUUACAUGAAAAAAUGGAAAAUAUAGUAAAAAUAUUAGCCUAUGAUUUCUUAUUAACUUGUAGUUCUGUGUUGAUGGCGUAUAAAAAUUUUAAGUUACAGAUUAAAUAUCAGAUUUGUUUCCUUGUUUAGAGAUAUAGCAACCCCAUAAAGAAUUUCGCCCGUUUUGUGUGUGAUUAAUAGUGAUGAUCAUUGCUUGUGGUUGCUGAGAAUUUCGGAUACUUCUGGUUCUUGAUAUUGUUCUUUUCAUUCCAUGCAUGUCUGUUGUGAUCCAUAAGAGAUCACAGUACUAAUUAAUAAUACGAAUCUCUCCAAGAGAUCCAUAGGCCACUAUUGCUUUAA